UGUUGAACUCAAAAUCCAGGAAACAAGAGGUAGGUCCACUAGCAGACAGGUGGCGGACAGCGUUAGCGAGCCGUGAUUGUUGCCAGAAUGGUGCACAAUAACCAUGUGCGUGUCCCUGAUGCACAAGGGGAGGGUACAAAACAAGGGUGAAUAAAUAUAUAUACAGUGGUCCGACUCAUAUUUCUGAACUCUUGCUAUCACUUUUGUCAAACAAGCAUUGCUCAGGCGCUCUUGACUCUUUGUGGGGUGUAUUUUGCUUCUUUUGCUUUUGCCUGCUUCACCUGCCCCAUAGUUGGGUGAAUCCAAACGAGUUAUCACUAUUUGACAGACUUACAAGCCGUGCUUCUGUGCAAAAUAGAAGGACGGAAACCCACCACUUCCCAAGGACAAGCACCAGUCGAACCUCGAGUUUGCACUCGCAUUUCAUCCUGAAACCAGAGAGCAUUCUUAGCCAUCGAUAUGUUGUCGGACUCGAUAGUGGUCCUGAUCUGUAUUAUUGGGGCGGGCGGCAUCGUUUGCGUUGGCCUUGCGUUCCAAAGGCUAUGGGGCAAGGAUGAUGGAGUCAAAGGGUUCAAGAACGUUUCAAAAUCGCAAGAACAAUAUAUGAGGGAAGUGCGCCAAAGGAACCAACUGGAAGCGUUCGGCGAUGCUAGGCAGGCCCGCAACCGCCCUCACCCCCAAGCCAUCUGAGCGAAACAACGUUAUGGACGCUAGGUCUGAUGAUGGAUCUAUCCUCGCCUGACGCGAGGCAGGCCCAGUCAGACAUACAAGGGAUACACGAGCAGUAUGAUACUGAACGCGCCACGGUGUUGAGCCCCUGGGAGCCUGUCGCUGGGGAAGAGGUGGGAACGUGCCUCUCCAAUGGACAGCGUUUUGGUAUAUCUACCUUCCAUCAUGCAAACGGGGAGCUGAGACAGUGCCGACAAGUCAACGGAGUCGGGAGCAAAUGGAGAAACUGGACUGGAGGAGUCCAGAUACGAGCCUGCGACAGCCAACAGCCAACAAACCACUGCUGUUCGCCGAAGAUGCAAUAUACACAAUGCCAGAUAUCGCAUUGGGCAACACAGAGCAACGUUCGCGUUGAGGGCUUUGGGACGGCUAAGCAGGUAUCGAGUAGCAUCAACGGAAGAGAGUUCUGGGUUACUAGUAAUGUAAAGAUCAACAAUUUACUGGGUGCAUAAUGUGGCAGGAGCGAAGCUAGAAGCCACCUGCAGUCAAGGCACGUUUCGUGAAGACAGGUCCUUUUCGACUCAAAACCCGGGGCUCCAUGCAGUGGUUGGAUGUCAGUAGUAGAAAUAGACCAAUCCUUCCUGCCUGACAUGGGUGCGAGCUGCGAAGGGGCAUCGCUUCCGGCUUGUCAUCGACUCGCAUAGAUUCAUUGGUGAGAACAAUUUGAGCAGAUGAGGGAC
This is a messenger RNA of Exophiala dermatitidis NIH/UT8656, 1409 nucleotides long. RefSeq lists its product as uncharacterized. The transcript has a single exon. Lineage: Eukaryota; Fungi; Ascomycota; Eurotiomycetes; Chaetothyriales; Herpotrichiellaceae. The record is from RefSeq and is a predicted model, not a curated record. The coding region runs from base 720 to 1181 and encodes 153 amino acids.